Molecule: messenger RNA, 653 nt
Organism: Cuscuta europaea
Lineage: Eukaryota; Viridiplantae; Streptophyta; Magnoliopsida; Solanales; Convolvulaceae
Source: the annotation of a GenBank genome assembly
GACGUUUAAACCCCAAGAUGAUGGAAGUGGUAAAGGCAGAAGUCCUGAGGCUUUUGGAUGUGGGUAUAAUUUACCCAAUUUCAGAUAGCCAAUGGGUUAGCCCUACUCACGUGGUCCCCAAGAAGGGGGGUAUGACGGUGAUUCAGAAUGAGAAGGGGGAACUCCUACCUAGUAGGACGGUGACCGGGUGGCGGAUGGUCGUUGAUUACCGUAAACUAAAUGAAGCCACUCGGAAGGAUCAUUUCCCCUUACCUUUUAUUGAUCAGUUGAUUGAGAGUUUGGCAGGGCAUGCUUAUUAUUGUUUCCUUGACGGGAUGAGCGGGUACUUUCAAAUACACGUUGAUCCCGUUGACCAGGAAAAGACCACUUUUACUUGCCCAUUUGGGACAUUUGCAUUUCGUAGGAUGUCUUUUGGUCUAUGCAAUGCCCCUGCCACAUUUAUGCGUUGCAUGAUUGCUAUAUUUGAGAAGUUUAUUGGUGAUUUUAUGGAGGUUUUUAUGGAUGACUUCUCUAUUUUUGGGGAGUCAUUUGAUGAAUGCCUCCAUAAUUUAGAGAAAGUGUUGAUUAGGUGUGAGGAGACCCACUUGGCCUUGAGUUGGGAAAAGUGUCACUUCAUGGUCAAGGAGGGUAUUGUGCUAGGUCAUAAGGUGUCA